AAGAAGAAGAAGGAGGAGGAGAGGAGGAGGAGGAGGAUGCCGCGGGUCUACAUCGGCAGACUGAGCUACCAGGCCCGGGAGAGGGACGUGGAGCGAUUCUUCAAAGGUUACGGUAAAAUCCUGGAGGUGGACAUAAAGAACGGAUAUGGCUUUGUUGAGUUUGAUGAUCCACGAGAUGCAGAUGAUGCAGUUUAUGAACUGAAUGGUAAAGAACUUUGUGGUGAAAGAGUAAUCGUUGAACAUGCUAGAGGUCCUCGGAGGGACGGUGGUUACAGCUCUCAGCGCAGUGGUUAUGGUUAUAGAAGAACUGGCAGAGACCGUUAUGGGCCACCUACUCGUACUGAAUAUAGACUUGUUGUGGAGAAUUUAUCUAGUCGGUGCAGCUGGCAAGAUUUAAAGGAUUAUAUGCGUCAAGCAGGAGAAGUGACAUAUGCAGAUGCACAUAAAGGAAGAAAGAAUGAAGGUGUGAUUGAAUUUAAGUCUUAUUCUGACAUGAAAAGAGCUCUUGAAAAACUAGAUGGGUCAGAGGUUAAUGGCAGAAAAAUUCGACUGAUUGAGGACAGGCCUUCAUCGAGACGACGACGCUCAUAUUCCAGGAGCCGGAGUCAUUCAAGGUCUCGCUCACCAAGCAGAAACCGUUCUCAUAAGAGCCGAAGCCACAGUAGAAGCAGCAAGAGCAGUCGAUCCCGAUCCAGGUCGCGUUCACACUCUAGAAGCAAAAGUCGCAGCAGAAGCAAAAGUCGGAGUGCGAGCAAGAACAAGAACCCAAGCCAGAGUAGAAGCAAAGAGAAGAAAAUCCGAGGCAGGAGUAGGAGUGGCAGUGAACCGAAAACUAAGAGCAGAAGCAAGAGUGUAGAGAAGAUUAGAGACAACAGUGCAGAAAUAAAGGUUGAGAAACGAAAUGAAAAUGGGGAGAAAGAGAGGAGUCUUAGUCGAGACAAAAUUAGGAAUAACGAUGGGGAAAAGAGGGUUAACAGAAGUAGAAGCAAAGAGAAGAGUAAGAGUCGAAGCCGCAGUGGCAGUCCUGCCAAUAGCAAAGUUAGGAGCAAGGACAAGAGCAAGAGUAGGAGCCGAAGUAAGAGCCAGGAAAGAAAGGGGAAGAAGAGGAGUAGGAGCCGGAGCAGGAGUCGGAGCAGGAGCCACAGCAAAGGUGGGAAAAGCAAAAAACACAAGCAUGGAAGCAAAACUAGAGGUUCCAGUAAGAGUAAAAAAAGAAAGAAUGAGGGUGAAGAUAAAGAAUCUAGAUCUAGGUCCAGAUCAAAAGAAAAGGAUGAACCUGAUGUGAAGUCGGAGACAGUGAAAAAAGAAACAAAGGUGAAGAAGAUCAAAUGGAUGGAGAAUCGGGUGUGAAGGAGCAGACAGAACCCAGCUGUAUAUCUCGGUCUAGGUCUAGGUCAUUGUCCCCAUUGAAUGUCAAAUCUCCGACUCAUUCCAGGCCAAAGUCCAACUCUAAAGCCAGAUCACAUUCAAAGUCGCGCUCACCUUCUAGAUCAGUGUCUAGGUCAAGGUCCCGCUCAAAGUCCUAAAUUUCUUAUGUUCUACAUUUUAUACGAAAACCUUUAACAGAUUUUUAUCUGGCAGGUCUGUUAGCUGUACCACAGAUAACACAAACAAUAGACACUGAUGCUGUACAUUUUUCAAAAUAGAAAGGAUGUAUUUAGUGUUAAAUUAAAGUUUAUGAUGGGCAUAUACUGUCAGAAGGAGGACUCGUGUGUAGGUAUGCUAUAAGCAGAGGCAAGUGCCCAUCACUGCUGGUGUUGUCAGAUAUGUAUGAUGAAGUCUUAAACGUUUUCCAUCUGUAUUGAUCAUUUUUUUAAAAAAAGAAUCUUUCUGAUGUUGUGGACUUCAUAGCCAAAAUGUUUAGCAUAAUGUAAAAUUUGCCAAUUCCAUGUAAUCAGAAUGUAGAAAUAUUUCCCUCCCCUCUGCCCUCAGUUGUGAAACAAAAAAAGCUCUUUGCCUGAAUUUCUGCUUGUAUUUUUUUUUCAUCUGGCUACCGCAUGUUUUUUUUUGGAUUGGUUUAAUAAAAUGUGAAUAAAUGUCUGCCUGGAAAA
Callorhinchus milii (elephant shark) is the source of this 2051-nucleotide messenger RNA. RefSeq names its product serine/arginine-rich splicing factor 4. The transcript is spliced from 6 exons. Gene Ontology annotation, cellular component: nucleus; cytoplasm; ribonucleoprotein complex. Gene Ontology annotation, biological process: alternative mRNA splicing, via spliceosome; mRNA splice site recognition. The coding region runs from base 37 to 1350 and encodes 437 amino acids. NCBI's taxonomy places the organism in Eukaryota, Metazoa, Chordata, Chondrichthyes, Chimaeriformes, Callorhinchidae. The record is from RefSeq and is a predicted model, not a curated record. Gene Ontology annotation, molecular function: mRNA binding.